AUGAACUUGGUUUUGCGUACUGCUGUCUUUAUUUUCUUUUGGCUGCAGCUUCCACUAUUGCUUGCUGACAAUAGUAACACCGCCACUGCCACCACCACUGUGAAACCUGGCUGCCAAAGCACGUGCGGGAAUCUAACUGUUCCAUACCCUUUUGGUAUUGGCGUAAAUGGUGGUUGUUCCCUCAAUCCGUCGUUCAAUAUCAACUGCGAUACGUUUUCAGACCCUCCCAAGGCCUUUCUUGGCACAACUGAUCUCGAGGUCACAGCUAUUUUUGACAACAAAAUAUGGGUCAAGAAUUCCUUGGCAUCAGUGUGCUAUGAUAAAUUUGGAAAUGCACUUACCGACAACUCGGGGCCUAUCAGUUUAAUGAACACUUCUUUUAGCCUGUCUACCGAAAACCAGCUCACAGUCAUUGGAUGUGAUGACUAUUCGUUGUUAGAAGAUAUGGAAGAUUCCAUAAGUGCUUGCGUCGGUAAAUGUUCGAAAAUCCAGGAUUUGAGUGAAGGAGUUUGCUCUGGAAUUGGCUGUUGCCAGGCCUCCAUAACAAAGGGUUUACAGUAUUUCUAUGUUUACCUGACAAGCUUGAAUGAUCAUCAUAAUGUCCGGUCAUUUAAUCCCUGUGGCCACGCAUUUCUUGGAAAGCGGGAUAGGUACACGUUUCGCAUAUCUCAUCUCAAUAAUACGUCGAUCUCAUUAGAUAACGUGCCAUUGGUGAUUGAAUGGGAAAUUGGGGACAAAAAUUGCACUGAAGCUCAGAAUUUGACUGGCAUUAACCUAUGUUAUGGCGAAAGCAUUUGUGUUGAUUCUGAUACUGGAAUAGGGGGAUACAACUGCAACUGCUCUAUAGGAUCUGCGGGCAAUCCUUAUCUCAGUCCGGGCUGCAUAGAUGUUGAUGAAUGCAAGGAUCAUCCAUGUGAUGAAUUUGCAACCUGCGAUAACCUUCCAGGUAAUUACAGUUGUGAAUGUCGGAAAGGAUAUCUAGGUGAUGGCAGAAAAGAUGGUCUCGGUUGCUUUCUCGUGCAACCUUCAACAUACUCCGAUACGAAUGAAGGUAAUAAAUCUCUCAUGCAGUUAGUGAUGCAGAAUUUAGAAAGUUUACGCAUAGCCUCGGUAUUAUUGUUCUUAUUGGGGGUAUUAUUGUUCCUAUUGGGGGUUACCUUAGUGUUGUACAAAGUACUGAAGAAGAGGAAAAGAAAUAAGCGCAAACAGAAAUUUUUUCAACGAAAUGGAGGUCUUUUGUUGCAACAACAGAUAUCAUCUAAUGAAGAUGUCCUUGAGAGAAUGAAACUUUUCCGGUCUAAGGAGUUGGAGAAGGCGACUGAUCGCUUCAAUGAAAGCCGAAUAAUAGGUAAAGGAGGCCAAGGUACGGUCUACAAAGGCAUGCUAUCAGAUGGAAGAAUAGUCGCAGUGAAGAAAUCCAAGUCAAUCAAUGCAAAUCGAGAAGAGGAAUUUAUAAACGAGGUUGUCAUACUUUCGCAAAUAAAUCACAGAAAUAUUGUAAAGCUACUAGGAUGUUGUUUAGAGACUGAAGUUCCGUUGCUAGCUUAUGAAUUCAUUUCCAAUGGAACCCUCUUUGACCUCAUACAUGACGAAAGUCCCAAUUUUCCAUUUUCAUGGGAUGUGCGCUUGAGAAUAGCUGCAGAAGUAUCAAAUGCCCUUGCCUAUCUGCACUAUGCAUCUUCCAUUCCCAUUUAUCACCGGGACAUCAAGUCGAAUAAUAUCCUUUUAGAUGAAAAAUAUAGAGCUAAAGUGUCUGAUUUUGGAAUUUCGAGGUCUAUUGCAUUAGAUCAAACACACUUAACCACCAAGGUCAGGGGGACAUUUGGGUAUCUAGAUCCAGAGUACUUUCGGUCAAACCAAUUCACAGAAAAGAGUGAUGUUUAUAGCUUUGGUGUUGUUAUGGUAGAGCUUUUGACAGGACAAAAGCCAAUAUCUUCAAGUCCAUCAGAAGAGGAACUAAGUUUAGUAACACGUUUUCUUUUAUCCAUGAAAGGAAAACAGCUUAACACAAUUCUUGAUCCUCGAAUGCAAGAAAAUGGUGCGAAGAAAGAGAUCUUUAUUGUUGCUAAUCUUGCAGAAAGAUGCUUGGAAUUAAAUGGAAGAAAAAGGCCAACUAUGAAAGAAGUGGCCAUGGAAUUGGACAAACUUAUGAGAAUAUAUUCCAAAAGCUGA
This is a messenger RNA of Olea europaea var. sylvestris, 2172 nucleotides long. RefSeq names its product wall-associated receptor kinase-like 6. The record is from RefSeq and is a predicted model, not a curated record. The coding region runs from base 1 to 2172 and encodes 723 amino acids. Gene Ontology annotation, biological process: cell surface receptor signaling pathway; protein phosphorylation. Gene Ontology annotation, molecular function: polysaccharide binding; protein serine/threonine kinase activity; calcium ion binding. Gene Ontology annotation, cellular component: plasma membrane. Lineage: Eukaryota; Viridiplantae; Streptophyta; Magnoliopsida; Lamiales; Oleaceae. The transcript has 3 exons.